UCCAUGUCUCCCAUUUACCUCCCGCAGGCUAAACCACGAGGAGAAGAGUAUAAACAGUCUUCCUCCCACUCCACUGAAUCAGUAAUGCAACCAAGUUGCUAAAAACAACACAGAAACGCACACACAGUGUGAUUAGUGUUUGGCUGAAUGCUGACAGGGGGAAAGUGUAUUCAUCACAGACAGUGUUUGCCAGUAUAGACAGAGUUAAGCAUGUGCAAAGCAGUCUGUUGGUGUGUAUUUCAUGCACGUAGAUGUAUUGGAAGUAGUAUGGAUGGAUAAAUAAAGUCCGGAAGAAAGAAGAAAAGAACAAACUGGAUGUUACAGCCGUCCAAGACACCCCCUAUCUAUUCCUUCCCUUCUCCUCCUCCAUUCUCCACUCAUCGUUCGCUUUAUAUACACUACUCCAUCUCUCCCUCUUUUCUUCUCCCCACCACUCCACUCUCUAAGAGGGGGAAGUUUGAGUUAAAUCGCCCUGUCAGAGACAGAAGUGUGUGCUGCCGCUGCAGAGCAUGUCUGCACUUCACAAAGCCAAGUACACACCACCGGAGCAACAGACAGAGAGCGAGAGAGAGAGAGAAAGAGAGAGAGAGAAGGAGGAGCACACAGUACAGAGGGAAGGAGGAGGAGUGGCAGGGAAUGAACAUGUGUGUGCAUGCAUGCGUGUGUGUGAGAGAGAGACACACAUACAGACUGAAAAAGGGUGUGUGUGUGUGUUUGUGCUCGUGUGUGUGUGCGCCGUGCAUGCUCACUGGUGUAUGAGUUGGUGGCCACUCCCCCGUAAGUGAAUGCUGAUUAGAGCUGCCUGGAGUCUGAUGAAGUCCACAGUGCUGCCUCUGUCUGUAGCCAACACUGCUGCUGCCACUACUGCUGCUGCUGCUGCUGUUGGUGGUGCCGCUGCUGUCACUGUCAUCCACACCAGUCAGUCUCGGUUUGUCACUGUCAUUGUCAUCACCGGACAGCUCUGCCAACGGGACACAAGCAACUGAGGACUUCAGCUUACAGUCGUCUUUUUCUCUCUCACAAACACUCUCUCUCUCUCUUUCCCUCUCUCUCUCCCUCUCCCCCCCUCUCUCAAUCAUUAUCUCUGACACACACACAUGCUUACACACACACUACCUCUCUGAGCCAGCACUUCCACCGCUGGCUGACAGGCUUGCGCCAGUACGUUCAUUCGUUUCGCCAGUUUGGCUUUGACUUCUCCAGGAAGAACAACGCAGGAAGGACACUGAAAAGAAAAGGAAGUAUAGGAAGCUAUACGAUACGUCCACUCCUGCCUCUCUGUGGAGUUGUUUUGAGAGAAGCGACAAGCGCGCCAGUGGAGAGGGGCGUGCGCGUAUACGUGUGUGUGUGUUUCACAUCACAGCGUGGACGGUAGAAGGGUCCGCUCUGCUCACCUGGCCACCACACGCGCCUGUGUGUGUGUCUGAGUCUGUGUCUGGGUCCCACGCCGGCUGUGGCUGAUGGAUUAGUCUGAGCUGCUGCUCCAGAGAAAGGAGAGAAAGAGGGAGAGAAAGGAGGAGAGGAGAGCCAAGGCUGUGCAGCGGAGCGCAGCACACCGGAGCCAUGGGCAACCAAGCAGCGAAAACAGAGGAGCAGGAGCCAGGGCUCCCACCAAAGAAAUCGGGGAUCCCUGCCCCCAAAGAAAUCUCGUCGACCACCGUCUCCCGCGACCGGUCGUCCCUUCGCGAGCAGCUGAAGGGCUCGGCCACCAAGAAGAUGGUGCCCAGCGCCAGCACCUCUAGCCUCUCCACGCUGGCCAAGCGCAACGCGGCAACAGCGGCUAUGACGGCCAACAAGGCCAACAAGCUGGAUGCGGAGGGCGCCGACAAGGCUCUGCUGGAGUGCCAGGUGAAAGAGCUGAUGGCCGAGGCCAAAGCCAAAGACUUUGAGAUCACCAAGCUUCGCUCGGAACUGCAGCGACAUCGGGGCAAAGCAGCAGCAUCUUCGCCCAGCGGAGACUCUGGUGCAGCCACUCCUGCUGUCGCCACCACCCCCACCACGCCAGAGCACCACGGGGAAGGGGACCACGCUAUUACUGCUGCGCCCACUGACCCCCACACCAUGGUGGUGGAGCUGAAGCAGAAGAAUGGUCGCUUCCAGAGAGAGCUGGCUAUCCUGAGGGACGAGAACCAGAGCCUGAAGGAAAAGCUGAUCUCAUUAGAGAGCGAGUCCGCCAUGAUCAGCAACACCAAUACGACCGCCGCCGUCUCAUCCACCAGCCCCACAAAACUCUCCAUCAACGGCAUCCUGCCUGACUGCCCCACCAGUGACCCCGGCACCCCUGGCACCCCCGUCAGCAAGAUCCCGCUCAAGUUCUCCACGUCCUCCAGCAGUGACAUCACUAAAGGCUCGAUGACCACCUCGCCCUCGCCAGACUCGUCUGAGUUCGAGAAGAUCCCAUCCCGCUCUGGGUCAGACUCGUCGUCGGGCGCAGAGGACCCUGCGACAGCCACCUCGGCCACCACGGCCACCACGGCCAGGGAGCUGUCGGUGGAGAGCCUGACGGAGAAGCUCCAGAAGAUGGAGGAGAGCCAUCACAGCACCGCUGAGGAGCUGCAGGCCACACUGCAGGAGCUGCAGGACCAGCAGCAGGUGGUGACGGAACUGACAGGGGAGAACGAGCGUCUGGCCGAUCAGAAGCGUCGUCUACAGACCUCCCUGCAGGAGCAGCGGGAGCGCGUGGAGCUGCUUGCACAGAAGAACGAGGCGCUCCUGCUGCGCCUCCGCGACCAGCGCGACGAGUCAGCCCGCACCGGGGAGCUGGAGCAGCGCUACACCGAGCUGGUGGAGAGCUCACGCUUCGAGCGGGAGAAGCUGGUGGAUAUCCAACAACAGCUCACUGGAAGCCUGCGACAGCUGGAGAAGGAGCAGAAGGAGGCACAGGGGGACGCCAGAGCGCUUCGCGAGGAGAGAGAGCUCAUGCGGGCGGAGCUGGAGAGGGAGAAGGAGGCGCGCGAGGAGGCGCAGAGAGCGGUGGAGGCGAGCGGGGCCGAGACGGAGGCUAUGCGGGCGGAGGUUGGGGGCGUCAGGGCCCUGGUGGAGGCCGAGAGGCAGAAGGUGGCUGAGCUGAAGGCCGUGCAGGGGGCCAGCGACAGCACGGAGCUCCAGGGACUGCUGAAGGCGGCGCACGACGAGAGAGACCGACUGGAGGAGCAGUGCUCACAGCUCAGGCAGGAGGUCCAGCAGGCUCACGCCGACUCCGAGAGGACCAGAGCCGCGCUAGAGAAGGCGGAGGUGGAUCUUCAGCAGGUGCUACGUGCGGAGGAGGAGCAGAAGAGCGUGCUGAGUGGUAACGUGAGCGAGCUGCAGGAUCAGGUCCAGACGGCUGAGGCCCAGAUCAGGGAGCUGAAGGAGACCAUCUUUGAACUGGAGGACCACGUGGAGCAGCAGCAGGCUGUACACUUGCACACCAAGCAGACCAUCAUCGACCUCGAGAAUUCGCUAAAGAAGGUGGAGGAACACAAGAUGGAUCUGGAGAAGCAGAUCAAGGCCAUGAACCGACAGAUGAAGGAGGACAAGGAGGAGUGGCUGCGGUUCCAGGCGGACCUGCAGACGGCGGUGGUGGUGGCCAACGACAUCAAGGUGGAGGCGCAGCAGGAGGUGCGGGCCCUUCGGCGACACCUGCAGGAGGAGCAGGAGCGCAGCGGCCGCCUGGCCACCGAGAUGGAGCAGCUGCAGAUCGGCAGGUCUCAGAGUGACGGCCGGGCGCUGUCCAAAGCGGAGGAGAGGGCGCAGUGGUGUGGCAUCCCCAUCCUGAACCAGCAGCAGCAGCACGGCCCUGCCAGCGCGAACAGGGACGAGGGCAACAAUGGGGGCGGGGGCGGCGCUAGCAGCCAGGGCAAGACACCUGCUACAGUCAAAUCCCUCAUCAAGAACUUCGAUCGACCCUUUGACAAUGUUCCAGCUAAAGCACUAAAGGUCAGCCUGUCCAGCCGCAGUCCCCUGAGUGGCAUCCCCAUCAGCACUUCCCCCUCCGCUACAGUGCACCCCACACAGAGACACACAUCAGUCAAGCCAUUGUCCAAGACCCAACCGAGAAAGGUCAACUACUCUCUACCAGAUCCCCUCUCCAGCCCAGGUGAAGAACUGAAACCUGCAUCCUUCAUGAGAAAGAGUCCGUCACUGGAGUCUGUGAUUAAGAGUCCAGCAGCUCUGUGCAGUUCGCUAGGCUCUUACAAUUACACAUGGGACAACAGCAAGCUCAGAGCGGAAAGAAAAGACCCUUUGGCCGCUCUGGCGCGGGAGUACGGUGGAUCUAAGAGGAACGCUCUACUGAAGUGGUGCCAGAAGAAAACAGAGGGCUAUCCGAAUAUUGACAUGACCAACUUCAGUAGUAGCUGGAGUGACGGUCUGGCCUUCUGUGCCCUGCUGCACUCCUACCUGCCGGCCCACAUACCUUACCAGGAGCUCAUCAAGGAGGAUAAGGUCCGAAAUCUGACUUUGGCCUUCCAGGCAGCCGAGAGUAUUGGCAUCAAACCCUCCCUGGACAUCGAUGACAUGAUGCACACAGACAGGCCCGACUGGCAGAGCGUCAUGCACUACGUGUCUCAGAUAUACAAGUACUUCGAGACCUGACCCAUGGCCAGAAGAGAGCAGUACGAGGUCCAAGGCACAGGAGCACUUUCUACCUGGUCAAAUAAACAUCCUUUACAGACAUGCAUGCACACACUUGCGCAUGUGCACGCACAGCACAGCACACGCACACACACACACACACACACAUACACAAAUGCAAUUGUUAUUGCACACAUGUAGUUUCAUUUUCAUCUAUUGGCGUAUCUAAUGACAACAUUUGUUAUUUAUAUCAUUUUCAUCAUAUCCAUUAUUAUGUAAGUCAUCUCUAAGGGCAGAAGAGAGGAUGGACGAUGCCAUACUUCACUACAUAAUGUCACACUGAAACUGAGUAUAUGCCUAAAGUCUUAAACAGUACAGUAAAGUAAAGUAGGGGCAGCUGGUCAUGAGCAAGCCAAACAGCUCUUCAUGCCAACACUUAUGUGGUACAGUAGCAUCAGUAUUCUUACAGUAGCAUCAGUAUUUCAAUACCAGAGCAAUUACUGUAGCUUAACACACACAUACACACAGAUACAGAUGGUGUUAGAAAGCACUUGGAGACAGCAGAUUUCUGUCAAGGUAUGCUCCCUCCUGGGAAAUUAGAGUUAAAUCUGUUAAUAUAUUUUUUAAGAAGACAAUAUUACUUCUCUAUUUUUAACAUACCACAAAUAAACCAACGCACAAUACAAAUUACCCUCCUUGGCAGAGGUGAUGAAAGAUCAGAUAUGUGACAAGUAAUGCUUGGACUGUCAGAGGUGGAUCAGAUGCAAAGACCAAAAGCCGCACCACAUAUUAGUUCCACAACAUUAACGGACCCGUAUGACUUUAAUUAAAAUCCCAUAUACAGCCUGACGCACACAGGAAGAGGAGCUGAUUCAUUGUGCUGCAUGCUGUAGGUGGAACUAGGAACCGAUAUAUGGCAGGUCUUUUCCUGGGUGAAGACAGACAGCAAUACCCAGCCCUGUGUCGGCCGGGCUGCUGAUGGUUUGCAUUCAUGCAGAACUGAUGAGAAGAUAAUGGGGCUUGUGGUUGGAGAUAAGGCUCUGUAGUAAAAAUCGUUAUGGAAAUAAAAUGUAGAUAAGGUAUAGCAGUGAAGAUCCAUUUGUUGUGUAGAUAUAUAUAUAGGCUAUAAUUUACACCGUAUCAUUAUUUGAGGCCAUCAUAGGCACACAUCGUAUGACUCUUCUCAUCCUCCGUGGCUGUAUUUAUAGGAACUCUCAUUAUUUAUUAAAACAUCAAAACUUUUUUGUUUUAUUGGCAAAGUGUGUAUAUUUUCUAUUUGCGAGUUUGACUUUUUACUAUAAAUGUGAACUAUAGAUGAAAACGGACAUUGAUAAUAAAGUUUUUG
This is a messenger RNA of Engraulis encrasicolus (European anchovy), 5899 nucleotides long. It is a transcript of the gene specc1, whose product is annotated as sperm antigen with calponin homology and coiled-coil domains 1. Gene Ontology annotation, molecular function: protein binding. Lineage: Eukaryota; Metazoa; Chordata; Actinopteri; Clupeiformes; Engraulidae. The coding region runs from base 1564 to 4575 and encodes 1003 amino acids. The transcript has 15 exons. Gene Ontology annotation, cellular component: filamentous actin; microtubule organizing center. The record is from RefSeq and is a predicted model, not a curated record. Gene Ontology annotation, biological process: actin cytoskeleton organization.